Messenger RNA from Drosophila busckii, 1073 nucleotides. RefSeq names its product protein big brother (gene Bgb). Gene Ontology annotation, molecular function: sequence-specific DNA binding; transcription coactivator activity. Gene Ontology annotation, cellular component: core-binding factor complex; nucleus. The record is from RefSeq and is a predicted model, not a curated record. Gene Ontology annotation, biological process: regulation of transcription by RNA polymerase II. Bases 180 to 824 code for a protein of 214 amino acids. The transcript has a single exon. NCBI's taxonomy places the organism in Eukaryota, Metazoa, Arthropoda, Insecta, Diptera, Drosophilidae.
AACAAAACCGCAAGUAUUUUUUGUUGUAGCGUUGUUGCUUUUUUUGCAGCAAACCAAAAAUUAUAAGUGAAACAGACACAAAAAGCGCUAAGCAGCCAAGCGCCCGCACGAAAUAUUCUUGUCAACGGAGUUUUCAAUUGUGUAGCGCGAUUCACGAAUACGCUGAGCACGAUUUUAAAAUGAUGAACGAGGCUGCUGCCCUGGCAAAUAUGAUACCCUACGACACAAUUGGACUAUACGAGCAGCCAAAGCCCCGUUUCAUAUUCAAAAUGCCGCGAGUGGUGCCUGACCAGAAGUCCAAAUUUGAAAGUGACGAACUCUUUAGACGCCUGAGUCGUGAGAGCGAAAUACGUUACACGGGCUAUCGGGAGCGCAGCAUAGAGGAGCGCCAGGUGCGUUUUAUGAACGGCUGUCGGGAGGGACACACUGAGACAAGCUUUGUUGCGUCCGGCACUAAUCUGCAGCUGGUGUUUAAUGCCAAUCAAAAUCCCUACCUGCACGACAAGGAGUGCGACUUUGAUAAAGAACAUGGUAAGGUACACAUCAAGUCUUACUUCAUCAUGAAUGGCGUUUGUGUGCGCUUCCGUGGUUGGCUCGAUUUGGAGCGCUUGGAUGGCGUUGGCUGUCUGGAGUACGAUGAGCGCCGCGCAAUGCAUGAGGAUGUGAUUUUACGCGAUCAAAUCGAUCGUUAUAAUCAGAGAUUGCGCGAGUUUGAGGACACAAAGCGCGCCUAUCGUGACAAUCGUCAGGAUGAAAUGGAAGCGGUGCGUCGCGGUGUUGCUUCCGGCGGCAUUGGUGUGGGCGCCAGUAUGUGGAGGCGUUAGUUAAACUUUUGGACGGCAUCAGCGCCGUCACAACAGCAACAGCAGCAUCUACAAAAUCGGCAGCAGCAGCAGCAAGAGACUCAAUUUGCAAAUACUCAAUACUUUAUGGAUAACUGAAAAAUGCUCCUUCCCCGACUUGCCAGCAAUAGCGAGAUUCGAAUACAAAUACGAUUAUAUGCUACUAGAAUUAGUUAUAGCACCUAGAAAAUAAUUAACAAAAUACUUAAUGUAUGUUUUAAAUGGUAUUAC